AUGUUGUUAGACGGUUUCAGUCUAGAAAUUUUGGUGAAUAACCAACCGUUACCGGAAGUUACUGAAAAAGUUGACAUACAAAAGAAAUUAAUUACAGGUCCUUCUUAUACUUGCAAUGAAAUUUCUGAAAUACAGCAAAAAAGUUCAGUUACACACUUUGCAGCUGUUCACGAAUUUGGAGAAAGAUAUUCUAUACGAUUUUCCGCGCCAUCGUGGAGAUGUACCCAUGGUUCCCCAAUAAAAGUAUUUUUAUAUGUAGAUGGGGAGUAUGAUUACUCUUACACUGAUAUCAAUCCCACUAAACUUUCUGAUACGCGAACAUGCUUUUGGAGCAAAAAUCGGGACAAGAUUUAUUUCUUCAAAUUCGAUCCUACCAUUUGGAAAGGAGAGGCUGGCGACUCCGAUCCUACUAAAACUUAUUCAUUCGGUGGGCCAGGUGCUGUAUCUGUAUACUUUUAUCGUGCCAAGCGUAUUCCAUGGAAUGUGAAUCCGCCACCUGAUUAUGACGUUGAGCCAGCUGCUAUUCCGGAGAGCAAGGACACAAGAUCAAUAAAGAUUGCAACACAGUAUGAUGUUCAAUCUGUACCAAAUCCAUCAAUUACAAGAUUUGAUACUUAUUUGCAAGAACAAGGAGCUCCUUUGGCAGUUUUACACUUACACUAUCGUCCAGCUGCGUUUUUGGGUGCUCGUGGACAUAACAUUAUUAACCCGCGUUCAUGGAACCCACCUUCUUUACAGAAUGGAAGAAAUUAUAUAUCAACACAUAGUUAUAACGAUAAUCAAGUGCUCGAUGUUAAGAUUAAAGAAGAACCAAUUAUUAUCAAAGAGGAGCCGGAAGAUAGGGGACCUACAACGGGAAAAAGAAGAAACCGCGGUCCCGUGGAAAUAAUCGUUUUGAGUAGUGACAGUGAUGAUGAUGAUUCACAUAAGGUUAAAAAAUUAUGUCCUUAG
Funneliformis mosseae is the source of this 951-nucleotide messenger RNA. The record is from the annotation of a GenBank genome assembly. Lineage: Eukaryota; Fungi; Glomeromycota; Glomeromycetes; Glomerales; Glomeraceae.